CAAACAAAUGGAGGAGGAAAUGGAGGAGGAAACGGAAAUGGUGUUUCUGUAUCGCUCAAACAAGGAUUAUCCCAAGAUGGUCAGCCUGCUCCUGCUCUUAGAGAACCGUGAACUUUUCCAGGAAGCUCCUUAUCAGAAUGAUCAAAAUAAGAUCAAGGAUGCUUGGCAAAGGAUUGCGGAUGGAACGGGCACAACUGCCGAAAAUCUGCCAGAUAACGAGGACCCGCCAACGGACGCUGGCCAUCAACAUCAAGUCGAUCAACGAGAUGAGCGUGAAGUACUGGAACUGGAACGCGUCGUACGUCGACGUCGACCCACUGCCACUGCCACGACCACGACUCAACCAACUGUGCCUGUGCGACUCGCCGAUACGCCAGCUUCGCCGGCUGUCGACUUGGAACCCGCUGGCCCAGCUAUAUGGAACCCUGGAACCCUCUGGAACCCGCUGGCCCCGCUGGCCCCAGACGGCGACGGGACACCAAAGGAUGGACACGGAACCAUCGAAGACGGAGAUAUCGAGGCGAUGCCGAUAGUUUUCCAAGAGGAGAAUGAGAAUACAAUACCGGAAACCGCCGAACCAUGGCCGGAAGCUGUCCAAGUUUACACCCAGACCCAGCAGCAGCAGGAACAAUACGUGGAGUUGAUGAAGCAACUCAUACAGCAGCAGCAGGAACAACACCAACAGCAGCAGAAACAAUCCGUGGAGUUGAUGAAGCAA
This is a messenger RNA of Anopheles cruzii, 718 nucleotides long. RefSeq lists its product as uncharacterized. NCBI's taxonomy places the organism in Eukaryota, Metazoa, Arthropoda, Insecta, Diptera, Culicidae. The annotation marks the transcript as partial. The transcript is spliced from 2 exons. The record is from RefSeq and is a predicted model, not a curated record.